Pseudopodoces humilis (Tibetan ground-tit) is the source of this 2782-nucleotide messenger RNA. The record is from RefSeq and is a predicted model, not a curated record. Lineage: Eukaryota; Metazoa; Chordata; Aves; Passeriformes; Paridae.
GCAGACGCGUUUCGUGGAGGAGCCCGAGGACCAGACGGUGGUGGCCGGGCAGAGAAUCGUCCUGUCCUGCGUGGUGCUCAACUACUCCGGCAUCGUGCAAUGGACCAAGGACGGGCUGGCCCUGGGCAUGGGGCAGGGCCUGAAAGCGUGGCCGCGGUACCGCGUGCUGGGCGCGGCCGAGUCGGGCCAGUACAACCUGGAGAUCCGCGACGCCGAACUCUCCGAUGACGCCGUCUACGAGUGCCAGGCCACCGAGGCCGCGCUGCGCUCGCGCCGCGCCAAGCUCACCGUGCUCAUCCCCCCCGAGGACCCCACCAUCGACGGCGCCCCCGAGAUCCUGCUCCGGGCGGGGACCCCCUACAACCUGACGUGCCGCGCGCGCAGCGCCAAACCCGCCGCCAGCAUCGCCUGGUUCCGCGACGGGCUGCAGCAGGACGGGGCUGUCACCAGCACGGAGGUGCUGGCCGAUGGCAAGCGCGAGACCACCACGAGCCUGCUGCCCAUCAACCCCUCGGACGUGGACAUCGGCCGCGUCUUCUCCUGCCGCAGCUCCAACGAGGCCGCGCCGGCCGGCAAGGAGACCUCGGUCCGCCUCAACGUGCACCAUCCCCCCACGGUCACCCUGUCCAUCCAGCCCCAGACGGUGCAGGAGGGAGAGAGGGUCGUGUUCACCUGUAUGGCCACGGCCAACCCCGAGAUCAAGGGAUACAGGUGGGCCAAAGGGGGGGUGAUCAUCGAGGAGGCCAAGGAGAACAGGUACGACACGCAGGUGGAUUACACCUUCUUCACCGAGCCCGUGUCCUGCGAGGUGCACAACGACAUCGGCAGCACCAACGUCAGCACCCUGGUGGAUGUCCACUUCGCCCCCCGGAUCGUGGUGGACCCCAAGCCCACGGUGACCGACAUCGGCUCCGACGUCACCCUCACCUGCGUCUGGUCCGGGAACCCCCCGCUCACCCUCACCUGGACCAAGAAGGAAUCCAACAUGGUCCUGAGCAACAGCAACCAGCUGUACCUGAAAUCGGUGACGCAGGCCGACGCCGGCCAGUACGUCUGCAAGGCCAUCGUCCCCAGGAUCGGCGUGGGCGAGAGGGAGGUCACCCUCUUUGUCAACGGGCCGCCGAUCAUCUCCAGCGAGCCGGUGCAGUACGCGGCGCGCGGCGACCGCGGCAAGGUCGAGUGUUUCAUCGGCAGCACGCCGCCGCCGGAUCGCAUCGCCUGGGCGUGGAAGGAGAACAUUCUGGAAGCGGGAACGCUGGAGCGCUACACGGUGGAGAGGAGCAACACGGGCAGUGGCGUCCUGUCCACGCUGACCAUCAACAACGUCAUGGACGCCGACUUCCAGACCCGCUACAACUGCACGGCCUGGAACAGCUUCGGGCCCGGCACCGCCAUCAUCCAGCUGGAGGAGAAAGAGGUGCUGCCCGUGGGGAUCAUCGCCGGGGCCACCAUCGGCGCCAGCGUCCUCCUCGUCGGCUUCCUGGCCGCCCUCGCCUGCGUCCUGUACCGGCGCCGCAAGGGAAGCCGCAAGGACGUGACGCUGCGCAAGCUGGACAUCAAGGUGGAGACGGUCAACCGGGAGCCGCUGACGCUGCACGCGGACAGGGAGGAGGACACGGCCAGCGUCUCCACGGCCACGCGCGUCAUGAAGGCCAUCUACUCGUCGUUCAAGGACGACGUGGACCUGAAGCAGGACCUGCGCUGCGACACCAUUGACACCCGCGAGGAGUACGAGCUCAAGGUCCGCUCCCGCCGGGAAUUUUGGCUCUCCUACGAGAACUACGGCGGCGCCGCUUUCCCGGCCGCGUUCCCCGGCGCGUAUCGCCUGGGCUUCGGCGCCGCGGCCGCCGGGCUGGAGCGGGGAGCCUACGACGCCUACGAGGCCGUGGGGAAAUUCGGGAACGCCGCCCGCUUCUCCUACACUUCCCAACACUCGGACUACGGGCAGCGCUUCCAGCAGCGGAUGCAGACGCACGUUUAGGGGGUGGGGAGGGGUCUGCAGGUACCUCACGAGCGUCCCCUGAUAUUCAGGGGUUCAUCCCGAUCUUCCUCCCGCCCCCCGAUCCCGGGGUUCCCCCGGAGAUUCCGUUCAUUCCGUUGGUUGUUUUUGCCGGUACUUUUGCCGCCCCGCCCGGAGGAGGGUGAGGAGUUGGUGGUGCGCGGCGUCGUUCCCGGGGUUUUCACAGGGAGCGGUUGGGUGGGGUGCCGGAUCCGGAGGGACGCGCAGAUCCCAAAAAUUCCCUGAUCCCAAAGCGUUCCCAUUCAUUCCUCGAUCCGACUGGGAUCGGCAGGAGGGCUCCGUGGGAUCCCGGAUCCGGAGGGAUCCCAAAAAACAUCCUCAUCCCAAAGCAUUCCCAUUCCUCCAGGGCUCUGCAGGAUCCCAGAUCCACAGGGAUCCCAAAAAUCAUCCUCAUCCCAAACCAUUCCAUUCCUCAAUCCCAUUGGGAUCGGCAGGAGGGCUCCGUGGGAUCCCGGAUCCAGAGGGAUCCCAAAAAUCAUCCUCACCCCAAACCAUUCUAUUCCUCAAUCCCACUGGGAUUGGCGGGAGAGCUCUGCAGGAUCCCAGAUCCAGAGGGAUCCCAAAAAUCAUCCUCAUCCCAAGCCAUUCCCUGAGGAUUCUGCGCGAUCCCAAAUCCACAGAGAUCCCAAAAAAUUCCUCAUCCCAAACCAUUCCCAUUCCUUGAUCCCACUGGGAUUGGCAGGAGGAUCUGUGGGAUCUCUGUGGGAUCCCGGAUCCAGAGGGAUCCCAAAAAAUUCCUCACCCCAAACCGUUCCCUGAGGA